AUGAAUUUUUUCGAUAAACUUAAAGGUGAACUCAACUUAGGCGAAGAAGAGUUAAAUAAAAAAACUAUUCAAAUAAGGUUAUUCUACCCACAUACCUUGGAAUUAAAUAGUAAUUCAACAAAAUUAAUAGAUAAUUUCAUAGUUAAUGGUACUCUUAACAUUGUCAGAAGACAAAAGGGUAUAACAGUAUUCGGUAGAAUACUAAAAGAAAAAUUCACAUUAUUACACGAGUGUUACAGCACUUUCAAGUAUGAAGAUUUCCCACUGCAAAAAUUCAUACUUUACACCCCAGGAUAUCACUAUGUCCACUUCUACACAUUUACAAAAAACAUAAUAAAAAAAAUAAACAAUCAAAUGGUAAAAGAAAACUGGGGAUUGGAGCCAUUACUAAUAGAUGAAUGCAACAUAGUAAUGCUACCAGAUGUGAUUAGAUAUUCAUGCAUACUAUUAUUUAAUAAAGAAGAUGAUAUCUCAAUCAUUAAAACAAACAUUGAUGCUAUAAAAGGUAGUAAGCAUCCAAUAAGAGCCUUCAUCUCUGAAUAUAACAAUAAAGAAAUAAGAGAUGUUAGAAAAAAAAAAAACACAAGUAAUAAAAACCAACUACAAAUACAACUAAAUCAAUACCAUCAACUCCACCAACAACUAAUGCAUCAACAACCACACCAAUAA
Molecule: messenger RNA, 669 nt
Organism: Dictyostelium discoideum AX4
Lineage: Eukaryota; Evosea; Eumycetozoa; Dictyosteliales; Dictyosteliaceae
Exons: 1
Coding region: 1-669 (222 amino acids)
Source: RefSeq, a predicted model, not a curated record